AUGUUUGGGAUUCAGGAAAAUAUACCAAGAGGUGGGACGACCAUGAAAGAAGAACCGCUGGGCAGUGGGAUGAAUCCCGUCCGCUCAUGGAUGCAUACUGCUGGGGUAGUGGAUGCUAACACGGCCGCCCAAAGCGGCGUGGGGCUGGCUCGGGCACAUUUCGAGAAACAGCCGCCUUCCAAUCUCAGAAAAUCCAAUUUUUUCCACUUCGUCUUAGCUCUGUACGACAGGCAGGGGCAGCCAGUGGAGAUUGAGAGAACAGCUUUUGUGGACUUUGUGGAGAAAGAGAAAGAGCCAAACAAUGAAAAAACUAACAAUGGAAUUCAUUAUAAACUUCAGUUAUUGUAUAGCAAUGGAGUUAGGACAGAGCAGGACCUGUAUGUUCGUCUAAUAGACUCAAUGACCAAACAGGCCAUCGUCUACGAAGGGCAAGACAAGAACCCCGAGAUGUGCCGGGUCCUGCUGACACACGAGAUCAUGUGCAGCCGAUGCUGUGACAAGAAAAGUUGUGGCAACAGAAACGAAACACCCUCAGACCCCGUUAUCAUUGACAGAUUCUUUCUAAAGUUUUUCCUCAAGUGCAAUCAGAACUGUUUGAAGAAUGCAGGCAACCCGCGAGACAUGCGAAGAUUCCAGGUUGUUGUAUCAACAACAGUCAAUGUGGAUGGCCACGUGCUGGCUGUCUCAGACAACAUGUUUGUACACAACAAUUCCAAACACGGGAGGCGGGCUCGCCGCCUUGACCCCUCAGAAGGUACGGCCCCUUCUUAUCUGGAAAAUGCAGCUACUCCGUGCAUAAAGGCCAUCAGUCCUAGUGAAGGCUGGACUACUGGUGGGGCUACUGUCAUCAUAAUCGGAGACAACUUCUUUGAUGGCUUACAAGUCGUAUUUGGAACUAUGUUGGUCUGGAGUGAGCUGAUAACACCCCACGCCAUCAGAGUUCAAACACCGCCACGGCACAUUCCAGGAGUUGUUGAAGUAACUCUCUCCUACAAAUCCAAACAGUUCUGCAAAGGUGCUCCCGGCCGAUUCGUCUACACUGCACUUAAUGAACCAACCAUAGAUUAUGGCUUUCAGAGGUUGCAGAAAGUUAUUCCACGACAUCCAGGUGAUCCUGAAAGGUUACCAAAGGAAGUAUUACUUAAGAGAGCAGCAGACCUUGUUGAAGCCCUAUAUGGGAUGCCCCAUAACAACCAGGAAAUAAUCCUGAAACGAGCAGCUGACAUUGCUGAAGCGUUAUACAGUGUGCCACGCAAUCACAACCAGAUCCCCACUCUAGCCAACACUCCUGCUCACACUGGCAUGAUGGGAGUGAACUCCUUCAGCAGCCAGCUCGCCGUUAAUGUUUCCGAAACAUCACAAGCGAACGACCAAGGUUACAGUCGCAACACAAGCAGUGUUUCCCCGCGAGGAUAUGUUCCCAGCAGUACUCCUCAGCAGUCCAAUUACAACACAGUCAGCAAUAGCAUGAAUGGAUAUGGCAAUGCCGGCAUGCCCAAUCUAGGUGUACCAGGUUCCCCUGGAUUUCUUAAUGGCUCCUCAGCUAACUCUCCUUAUGGCAUAGUGCCGUCAAGCCCUACCAUGGCAGCCUCUUCGGUCACCCUCCCUUCAAACUGUAGCAGUACACACGGCAUUUUCUCAUUCUCACCUGCCAAUGUCAUCUCUGCAGUGAAACAAAAGAGCGCCUUUGCUCCCGUUGUCAGGCCCCAAGCCUCUCCUCCACCAUCUUGCACCAGUGCAAAUGGAAAUGGACUUCAAGCUAUGUCUGGGCUUGUAGUCCCGCCAAUGUAAAGUCACUUUUGUUUACCUACCGUAGCACCAAGCUUCAGAGGAUGGGCUUAGGGGACAAGUUUAGUAUAUUAAGACAUGCUGAUGGAAACAGUAUCUUC
This is a messenger RNA of Gymnogyps californianus (California condor), 1889 nucleotides long. It is a transcript of the gene EBF3, whose product is annotated as EBF transcription factor 3. The coding region runs from base 1 to 1791 and encodes 596 amino acids. The record is from RefSeq and is a predicted model, not a curated record. The transcript has 16 exons. Gene Ontology annotation, biological process: regulation of transcription by RNA polymerase II. NCBI's taxonomy places the organism in Eukaryota, Metazoa, Chordata, Aves, Accipitriformes, Cathartidae. Gene Ontology annotation, molecular function: DNA-binding transcription factor activity, RNA polymerase II-specific; RNA polymerase II cis-regulatory region sequence-specific DNA binding.